This is a messenger RNA of Agrilus planipennis (emerald ash borer), 1048 nucleotides long. Its product is annotated as Down syndrome cell adhesion molecule homolog. Lineage: Eukaryota; Metazoa; Arthropoda; Insecta; Coleoptera; Buprestidae. The transcript has 2 exons. The coding region runs from base 292 to 627 and encodes 111 amino acids. The record is from RefSeq and is a predicted model, not a curated record.
GCAUUUUUGUCGAUAUCUCUAUUUAUUAACACGAAGUGUUUCAAUUAAAAUGAAAAUAAUAAAAACACUUCGUAUAUUUACAAAAAAAAUAGUUUAUUGAGUUAUCUUACGAACGAGAAAUCUGAAAUUAGUAAUCACCCUGUAUAUACAAAAUUUUCUUAACAAAAAACAAUUGGAUCUGAUUUUCUGAUGUUAUUUUACUAUACCUUCAGAUUGGGGUGAACAAAUGAUGUUUGUGGUUUGAUUCCGUUUUUCUUUGCAGUCGUUACACAAGUCUACAAUGCAAAUGUAAUGGACGAAAGUGUUCUAAAGGGCAAUACGGCAAUUUUUAAAUGUCACAUCCCCAGUUUCGUCAGCGAUUACGUUUACGUCACCUCUUGGAUUCAGGAUGACAAGCGCGAAAUUGUUUCUCAUCAGGACACUGACUACGACAGCAAAUACUUGGUUUUACCGUCUGGUGAACUUCAUAUCAGAGAUGUUGGACCCGAAGAUGGAUACAAAUCAUACCAGUGUCGUACGAAACAUAGGCUUACUGGUGAAACAAGACUUAGUGCCACCAAAGGUCGUUUGGUCAUCACUGGUAAGUCUUUUUGCAACUGUUUUAUAUUUAAACAACAGGUGGAAUAACAAUUGAUACGCUUGCAAUAAUCGUAAUUAAAGGCAGAUAUCAAUAUCUCCUGGGGUUCUUUAGGUAUCGGUCACGAAAAAAUUGUCGCUUUCGUUUUCAACGAUAUUUUUUAUAUUGCAUGUUUGAAGUAAUAGUGAAAUUGUAUGUUUCCUGUUGCUUAUUUGGAUUAAAGGUUGGCGUGAUGGAAUAUAUUAUUCCUCCCUUUUAGCUUGAUUAUUACGUACGUUGUUUUUCACCGAACGGUAAUAAAUUUUUAUUCAGGUAAAAUAUGACCUAAAUUAAACAAAAUUACUAUUGGAAUUUACCCAGUCUUGCUAAUCAAUUUAUUAUCCCUACACACAAACACGGCUAUAAAUAAUGCAAAUGUAAUGUUUCGCAAAGAAGUAUAACUCGAAUUAUUGAUAAUAAAUAAAGGGCAGA